Molecule: messenger RNA, 1618 nt
Organism: Sphaerodactylus townsendi
Lineage: Eukaryota; Metazoa; Chordata; Lepidosauria; Squamata; Sphaerodactylidae
Gene: RPP38
Product: ribonuclease P/MRP subunit p38
Exons: 2
Coding region: 470-1312 (280 amino acids)
Biological process (GO): tRNA 5'-leader removal
Cellular component (GO): nucleolar ribonuclease P complex; ribonuclease MRP complex; fibrillar center
Molecular function (GO): ribonuclease P RNA binding; ribonuclease P activity
Source: RefSeq, a predicted model, not a curated record
GUCUUGCAUGCUUUGCCGGCGAGAAAUCACCUUCUUGCAGAAAACCCGGGAAAAGGGGAACGUCUGCUAGGCUACGUUUAGUUAUGCCUGGCGUCGUAUUUUUUGCAACCCAAGGGAGCAUUCCUAGGAGGCGUUUUGAAACCCCUUAGUGGCACGACUGCCCUACCACCCGCCCUGGUUCCUUCUCUGGGUCCGGUUUGGGACUUGGUUUAGACGAGAGGCGAGCGGAGGCGAGGAGUUUUGCUGCGGGACUUUGCACGGGUUCAGUUUUUCGUGUCAACAGUGCCCUCAACCCGUGCAAAACAGCUAUGGAUCCUUAGAUUGCUCUACCUUCUAUUGCACUUGCUUGCAUGCGUUGGUAGCUGGCACGUAUUUUGGCCGAGUUUAAAUGAGAUUCAGUUCGAGCUCAUGAAAAGUUAGAAAUCCUUUGUGUAAGAAAUUUAUAUAUUAUAAUUUCAAAUAGAACAUCAUGGCUGCUCAAGGAGGGAAGGGGUCAGUCCGGAAAUUAAAGCAAAUUAUUGUCAAGACAUCUUUAAACAGCCCGUAUGCCCUCCAGUGGAGUCCCUUGGACAGAACAGAUAUGCACUUCAUACUGGAAGCCUUGGAAGAUGUUAUAAAGCAGCUUGGGCUUAAAAAGAUAGAGUUUCGGAAGAAGAAAAAACCCUCUACAUCAAAAAAGGAAGAUAAAGAACAAUUGCAGGGUGGUUCCAGCAAACCUCCAGAACAAAAUGAAACAGAAGACACUAGAGCACAUGGGUGGACUGAUUUGAACAUCAGAGGCCAACUUGCUAUUGGGAUCAAUGAAGUAACCAGAGCUUUGGAAAAAAAUGAACUGCUUUUAGUGCUCGUGUGUAAAUCUGCCAAACCUACCAUGAUCACAUCACACCUUAUUCCUCUCAGUGCCAGUCGGGGUGUCCCCGCCUGUCAGGUUCCCCGCCUGAGUGAAAGAUUGGCACCGGUUCUUGGGUUAACAUCAGUCCUAGCACUAGGAUUUAAACAGAGCGCUGAUGCUUUUGCAGAAGUGGCCAAAGCAAUCAUUCCACGAAUUCCCAGCUUAGAUGUGCCGUGGAUUCAACAUGGAAAUGAACAGCCCCCUGUGAGUGAAGAGAUUCAGCCAAUGGAUUUGCAGGCCACUGAGCUGGCCCAAUCAGAACCUGGAAAGUGCACUUCAAGCCACAAUCAGAAAAGAACUGUCAGCAGCCGGCUUCUCUCUCCCACGACAACGCUGCAAGCUCUCAAAGUGAAAAAAAUAGUUCCCAACCCAAACAAGAGAAGAAAACUUCCUAAAACUAAAAAACGAAUUUCAAAAUAACUGACUAGAUUAAUUUAGUCCCUAAAUUGGUAUUUGUGUGUUUGUGUGUGUAUCUGCAAAAACUACAAGUGACGUUUGGAGCACCUGGCAAACAAGGUUAUACCAGCUCCUGUUUUAUGGUCUUGCGUCCUGUUCCCAUUGGGGGCUGAUAGGGAUGGGAGAGAAAUCUGGAAAUUUUAAACCUUUCUCCUCCUUGUCUAAGCAGAAGGCAUGUACACAAACAAGAGUUGAAGAGAACUGUAAGUAAGGAAGAUGCUUACUAUAUGUGAGACCAACGUCGUAAUAAAUAUUUAGCAGGUUCACAAA